Centropristis striata (black sea bass) is the source of this 2934-nucleotide messenger RNA. RefSeq lists its product as uncharacterized. The coding region runs from base 499 to 2898 and encodes 799 amino acids. The record is from RefSeq and is a predicted model, not a curated record. The transcript has 3 exons. Lineage: Eukaryota; Metazoa; Chordata; Actinopteri; Perciformes; Serranidae.
ACUGACAAAAUCUGGUUAAAGACUGAAUAUUUAAAGAAGUGAGUCUUUAUAUAAUAUGCUAGACUUGCCUUCAGUGUGUUAUUGAGGCCAGGUGAACAGCAUUGCAUCCAAUCAGACUCACAACCAGCAGCAGAGCGUCACAGCUCAAUGAUCCACUUGUUUGACAAGUAAAACACACGGAUCGACAACAACACUAUGAUAGAUAAUUUUUUCUGAUCGAAAUACAAACCCUGGGAGAAAGCUGUCCAUCAUGUGUGGAAAUUCUGCUCUCUGCUCAAGAUCCUUGUUUGUCACUUUGCUGGUGUGUGCAGCUGUCAUGUCGUUAAUCAUGUGGUCACAUGCUGCAGGAGCCCUGUAACAAGCCAAGUGGAUGAGGAAGUGAAGCACAAAGUCCUGAGGCGACUCUACACUCCUCUGCACAGUCAACACCGUCCCCUCUUUACCGGUCCACCAUUAACCGAAACUGGACUCCAAACUGGAACUAAUGGUGAAACUGAUAUGAGCGGGAAUUAUAGAGGAGCCUCGUCAAUCAUUGACCAUAAAUCAAAUCCUCUACGGUUCACUGGAAGUGGCUACAAACAACACAGCCCAGAUAGAGGACGGUCUCGAGCAGGGGGGACUAUAGUGCGGAGUGGAUCGAGGCCAACAGCUCUCUCUGGAACCUCUUACAACUCAGCAAUCAUUAGAAAACCAUCUCAUAAAGAAGCCGCCGGUCCCUUUGAUCGGAGCUCGAGUCCUUCACAAGUUUGGGAUGCUCAGAAAUCCUACAUAAUAAAAAAACUCCCAGAGUCACAUUCUCUUUUUUCACCCCAGACAGGCAGAUAUUGGAGCACUUCAAGAGGACAUUCCAGUGGCUAUAAAGAGACAAAUGAGCUCGCUGCGGCUACAUCGACUGGGAUUCAAUCAAGCAAAUUUCUCAGCUUCGCAAGUCAAACUGUCCCCCAUGCGCCAUCAAUCAGCAACGGCCUUGACGCCUCUGUUAUUAAAAGCAUCCCCAGUCUGGAAAAACUGACUUCAUCCAUCACGGAUUCCUCCCAGGGGCCGCACAAGACACCCAAGGUCCACUCGUAUCUGUUCAAGGACUCCCAGACGUCUUAUGGUGGACAUGAGACGGCUCAUGAUGGAGCCGCUGGUUUUUCCACAACACCACAUGAGCAAAGGGCCUCGGAUGGGCAACUUUCCCACAGGUUUUCUUCAAAUGUUAUAAAAUCACAGAGAGAAAACCCAAACAAAGACGUGUCAUAUCUCUCUGUUAAUGCCGAUCCACUGUAUCAUAAUGAUGCCCAGUAUGGUGCUCCAACAGAUAGUUUCACUCAAUAUCCAAACACCAGUCCUGCUCCAGAAAAAGACCCCCCCAUGACACAUUUUGUCUCUUUACCUAAAGCAGAUUUCCAGAGAAACUACGCCACUGGCAGAGAGAAAUCUGCAAUAAGUAGCUUCAUUAAUGAGACCAGAAGAGGAUCUGUGCAGGCUUAUAAACCUGGAGGAGUCGUAAAGAGCAUCUAUGGCUUCAGAGGUUUUGAAAAACCUGAAUGGAGAGCUGAGAGCUCCCGAGGAUACAAAGGACAGGACUCUAAAAUUGCAAAUCCGUACCAGUUUAUGUCAUCAAAGUACAGUUUUGGCCAGAGAGAAUCACCAGCUAAACUCAUGAGGACACCCACAGGUUAUUCCUCACCGUCUCCUGGCACUUUCAUCCGAGCUAAGAAUACUCCAAAGCCAGGAACUGACGGAGGCCGGCCUCUGCUUCCUGAAAGUGACGCCGGCACAGACAGCAACCCAGAGCGCAGACAGUUCAGAGUCUCUAACAGAAUAUAUGGUGUGAAAGGAUUUCGACCACACGAGGGAGCCAAAACUUCAGUGAGCGAGCCAGUAAACUCUGCCAGACUCCAGCAGGGUUUUGAGGGUUUUAAACUCAGAAGCACACAACCAAAAAGCAGCAGGAUUCACAUAUGGGACGGUAAAACAAUUGGAGGCAGCAGCCAUGUGUCCACAAUGAGAACUAAUGAGCUGAGCAGUGAAGACUUUAAACCACUUUUAAAGACGACAGGAAGUGCAGAAUUUACACCUGGCAGGUACAAAAAGACACGUAAAAUCUACACUUUUCUGGGCUUUCGGCCGGUUCAGAACAGAAUAGGAAAACCUGAUGAGAAAACACUCCUGAAGCACAAAAAGCUGGAUCCAACUACAGCACCACCAAGUCAAAUGAUCUCCUCGACUUCUCUCAUAUCAGCAGAGAAACUCCCAAUUCAGUCCAGUCCACAAUCUGAGUCAAAAACACCCAACAAAACCAGACCUGUUGCAAUGGAGGUGAGCAGCUCCACCAGCAGCACCGUGAGAGGCAGACGUGUGAAACUAAAUGGCAAAAAUCGAUACGGGUCUUCUUUUUUCAUCAAUAAGACUAGAAAUGCAGCCAUAUUCAGGCCUCCGAAGCGGCCUGUGAAGGUCAUAGCUAUCACCUACACUGAUAUUCUGGGAAGUGCUUCGUUCAGUGGUGUCGCAGCUACAACCCAGACCACAAUCACACCGGCUGAUAAGGAUUAUUUUCCGAACACUACAGCGACGACAGGGCAAGAAGAAGAAGCAGGUAACUGGAGUUUGAACUCUACAGAAGCUGCGGCCAGUAGAAGCAACGGGAGCAGUCCUGAAGCUCAUGUCGAGGUGGAUUUCAGUCGUGUUGAAGGAAACAAGACGAGUGUCGUGGAAGGAGACGGUGACGUGGAAACAUCAGAUUUCUUCAUGGAGAGAGAAGGAAGUGGAAGCGAGGGGUUUAAUGUGACUGAUGUUGUCUCGAGCACUAAGAGUCUGGGGCUCAGUGAGGAUUUGUUAGAACUAGAUUAUCUACAAAUAUCAGCUGGGAACUUCUCCAAGUCAACGAAGCAAAGCCAUGUAGAGAAAUGAGUGGUUGGAAUAAUCUCAAUAAAAGUUGCACUAGUA